This is a messenger RNA of Perca fluviatilis (European perch), 1913 nucleotides long. It is a transcript of the gene gpr3, whose product is annotated as G protein-coupled receptor 186. Gene Ontology annotation, cellular component: membrane. The transcript is spliced from 2 exons. Gene Ontology annotation, molecular function: G protein-coupled receptor activity. Bases 306 to 1298 code for a protein of 330 amino acids. The record is from RefSeq and is a predicted model, not a curated record. Gene Ontology annotation, biological process: G protein-coupled receptor signaling pathway. NCBI's taxonomy places the organism in Eukaryota, Metazoa, Chordata, Actinopteri, Perciformes, Percidae.
GCAAGAGCAUCCAUUCUUCCUCCCAUAGGCGCUCCGGAGAGAUUGAAGAAAAAGAGAUGCAAGAGACGCCAAGUGAGAGUUUGGUGCAACUUUGAUGAAGACAGGAGCACGGAGCGCUGUCACACACAGGGACUGUCCUCCUUAUUUAGACUGGUAGGCUACCGAGCAUCACUGCGGACAGCAUCACCACAUCUCCAUCAUUUGGCUUGGAUCGUAUAAGAGGAGAGAAGAAUUCGGUUUAACUCUCGCAAAGGAAUCACAAAAUCGCGUUAAUAAGGUUGGGUUUUUGUGACUGCUGAAAAGCCAUGACCCUGAACGCCUCUGACCUGGGCUGGGAUGAGUCCUCAGGUGCAGACCCCUUCUUCCCUCUGGAUCGACUGGAUAGCUCACCUCCGUAUGAAGUCCCGCCCCUCACAGUGUGGGGUGUGGCCCUGUGUGUUUCAGGAACUCUCAUUGCCACUGAAAAUGCAAUAGUUGUCACCACCAUCCUGGCCACCCCGUCUCUUCGUGCCCCUGUUUUUCUGCUGCUGGCUAGCCUCGGAUUGGCCGAUCUCCUGGCGGGUGUUGCUUUGAUUUUGCACUUCCUCUUCCUGUUCUGCGUUGAGCCAAGUGAUUGGUCAGAAUUGCUGACCUCAGGACUGCUGGUGACAUCACUGAUUGCCUCGCUCUGUAGCCUGAUGGGUGUUGCUUUGGACCGAUACCUGUCUUUAAGCCACGCCCUCACCUAUGGUUCAAGCGAAUCACGUUACAGAGCCGCCAUCCUUCUGCUGCUGGUCUGGUUGGGUGCGUGUGUCAUUGGUGCGGGACCUGCAAUGGGAUGGCACUGUCUGGGAGAGCCAAACUCCUGUUCUGUAGCACGCCCUCUGACCCGGACAUACCUAUCGCUGCUGUGUGGCGGCUUCCUGUUGGUUGUCAUGGUAACCCUACAAUUGUACGCUGGGAUCUGCCGUGUGGCGAGGCGGCAUGCCCACGCCAUCGCUACCCAGAGGCACUUCCUCUCUACCAACCAAUCAUAUGCAAGCAAACACAGCAGUGGAAGGGGCUUCUCUCGGUUGAUCCUGGUCCUCAGUGUGUUUGUGGGCUGCUGGAUGCCUUUCUCCCUCUGGGGGCUGCUAGGAGACGCGUCCAGCCCUCCUCUGUACACCUACGCCACCUUGGUGCCAGCAGCAGGCAGCUCGCUGCUGAACCCAAUACUCUACAGUCUGAGAAACAAAGACAUUCGCAAGGUGCUGCUCCAGGCCUGCUGCCCGCACAGAUGCGCACACAACGCACACAUACACUACCCUGUUGAUGUGUAGACUGCCAAACCUCACCAGACUCAAACCACCACACAAUCUAUGCCAGACAUAUCACUGUUUGUGUGCCAAUACACACAUAGCUGCAUUGACUAUCAUCCAGAUCCAGAACAUGAAGUCUCUUAAAAACACAAACUCCCACACACACAAGAAGCACUUCUCCAAGAGAUGAAGUCCCUCUGCAAAUCAGAAUGUUCCUGGACUGUCCUGGCUGCCGGCCAUUUUGGGAGUACUAACUAAACGUACUGUCUUGUGUGUUCUUUGUGCCUCAUCGUCAGUCAAUUGUAGCUCCACUGGAUCACCAGACUAAAACAAUCACAGGGGUGCCAUUUAUGCCCCACUCAUAGAAAGUGGAUUUAAUCACCAAUGGCACUUUAAGGUGAGAGGAAUAGAUGGGGUAAAUGUAAGCUUGUCACAGUGUAAUGUGAUCCAAAGUCCUAACAUUAUUAACUUGUCUAGAAAACACAAUGUUCUAGAUCUUUGAGAUUCUAUUUUGCACAUGCUGUUACAGGCACUUUGAAAAGGUACUGACCAUAUGUUCGUGUUGCACAGCCUUUUUUGAAAUGAAUAUUUUAUACCGAUGAAUAAUAAAUACUUUUUUUCUACUGGGCGACGUCA